Molecule: messenger RNA, 4218 nt
Organism: Ochotona curzoniae (black-lipped pika)
Lineage: Eukaryota; Metazoa; Chordata; Mammalia; Lagomorpha; Ochotonidae
Gene: ADD3
Product: adducin 3
Exons: 15
Coding region: 231-2348 (705 amino acids)
Biological process (GO): barbed-end actin filament capping
Cellular component (GO): plasma membrane; cytoskeleton; postsynaptic density
Molecular function (GO): actin filament binding
Source: RefSeq, a predicted model, not a curated record
AGCUCGGGGCGUCGGCGACCCAGGUGUCGCAGCUUCCUGCUGCCCGCGGCUCGGCGUCCAGGUCCCUCCCUCCUCACGCCCCCUCCGCUCGGAGGGCUGCGGCGCUUAAGAAGCGGCAGCGGCGGAGCGGGCGAGCGCUUGCAGCCCCGGCGGCUGCGGAGGAAGCGGGAGGGCCGCACAAAGCCAGCCGGGCGCUGCGAGAUAACAAGAGGGAUCCACAGACUUGAAGCAUGAGUUCAGACACCAGCCAGAGCGUGAUCACCACCCCUCCUCAUUCCAGCAUGCCUCCCAAAGAGAGAUAUUUUGACCGAAUCAAUGAAAAUGACCCAGAAUACAUUCGGGAAAGGAACAUGUCUCCAGAUCUUCGACAAGACUUCAACAUGAUGGAGCAGAGGAAACGUGUUACUCAGAUCCUGCAGAGCCCUGCCUUUCGGGAAGACCUGGAAUGCCUUAUUCAGGAGCAGAUGAAAAAAGGCCACAACCCGACUGGAUUAUUAGCACUGCAGCAGAUUGCAGAUUACAUCAUGACCAGCUCCUUCUCUGGCUUUUCUUCACCUCCCCUCAGUCUUGGCAUGGUCACACCUAUCAAUGAUCUUCCUGGUGCUGAUACAUCCUCAUAUGUGAAAGGAGAAAAACUUACUCGUUGUAAACUUGCCAGCCUGUACAGACUUGCAGAUUUGUUUGGAUGGGCACACCUGGCAAAUACAUACAUCUCUGUAAGAAUAAGUAAGGAACAGGAUCAUAUUAUAAUAAUUCCCAGAGGCCUGUCUUUUUCUGAAGCCACAGCCUCUAAUUUGGUGAAAGUCAAUAUAAUUGGAGAAGUGGUUGACCAGGGAAGUACUAAUUUGAAAAUUGACCACGCAGGAUUCAGCCCCCAUGCUGCCAUCUAUUCAACACGUCCUGAUGUUAAGUGUGUGAUACACAUCCACACCCUUGCGACAGCAGCUGUAUCCUCCAUGAAGUGCGGAAUCCUUCCAAUUUCUCAAGAGUCCCUUAUCCUGGGAGAUGUUGCCUAUUAUGACUACCAAGGAUCACUCGAUGAGCAAGAAGAAAGAAUUCAACUGCAGAAAGUCCUGGGACCAAGUUGUAAGGUGCUGGUGCUCAGGAAUCAUGGUGUGGUGGCCCUAGGAGAAACAGUUGAAGAGGCUUUUCAUUAUAUUUUUAAUGUACAGAUAGCCUGUGAGAUUCAGGUGCGGGCGUUAGCAGGGGCAGGUGGAGUGGACAAUCUCCUUGUGCUCGAUCUUCAGAAGUACAAACCAUUCACAUACACGGUAGCAGCUUCUGGAGGAGGCGGUGUGAACAUGGGUUCCCACCAAAAGUGGAAGGCUGGCGAGAUAGAGUUUGAAGGGCUGAUGAGAACUCUGGACAACUUGGGAUACAGAACAGGCUAUGCUUACAGACACCCUCUGAUUCGAGAGAAACCUAGACACAAGAGUGAUGUGGAGAUCCCAGCAACUGUGACAGCUUUUUCCUUUGAGGAUGACACAGUGCCGCUCUCUCCACUCAAAUACAUGGCACAGAGGCAGCAGCGUGAAAAGACAAGAUGGCUCAACUCGCCAAAUACCUACAUGAAAGUGAAUGUGCCUGAGGACUCUCGAAAUGGGGAGACCAGUCCCAGGACCAAAAUCACAUGGAUGAAAGCAGAAGACUCCUCUAAAGUUAGUGGUGGGACACCUAUUAAAAUUGAAGAUCCAAAUCAGUUUGUUCCUUUAAACACAAACCCAAACGAAGUGCUGGAGAAGAGAAACAAGAUCCGAGAACAAAACCGCUAUGACUUGAAAACAGCAGGACCACAGUCCCAGUUGCUUGCUGGAAUUGUUGUGGAUAAGCCUCCUUCUACCAUGCAAUUUGAAGAUGAUGAAGGCCCACCAGCUCCUCCUAACCCGUUCAGUCAUCUCACAGAAGGAGAACUUGAAGAGUAUAAGAAGACAGUGGAACGUAAACAGCAAGGCCUAGAAGAUGCUGAGCAGGAUUUACUCUCAGAUGACGCUUCAUCUGUUUCACAAAUUCAGUCUCAAACUCAGUCACCGCAAAAUGUCCCUGAGAAAUUAGAAGAAAACCAUGAGCUGUUUUCUAAGAGCUUCAUGUCCAUGGAAGUGCCAGUCAUGGUGGUAAACGGCAAGGAUGACAUGCAUGAAGUUGACGAGGAGCUUGCUAAGCGAGUGAGUAGAUUAACCACAAGCACGACCAUAGAGAACAUCGAGAUUACCAUUAAGUCUCCAGAAAAAAUUGAGGAAGUCCUCUCACCUGAUGGCUCACCGUCAAAAUCGCCAUCCAAGAAAAAGAAGAAAUUCCGCACUCCUUCUUUUCUGAAAAAGAACAAAAAAAAGGAGAAAAUGGAAGCCUGAGUGGAGUUUUUCAAAUAAUUAUUGUUAUCACAAUGUGACAUUGCACAUUCAAAUACCAUGCUUAAGUUGAUUAUUAAUAUGCAGUGGUAGGUCAAACUGGGGGUGUGUAGCAAACUGGAAUUGAUGAACUGGAAAAAAAAUUGUACUUAAAAAAGUAUGAAAAUAGUUUUCAAAUCCAUGUCUCAUUUUAUAUGUCCAGAAUGGCCUUCGAUUUUUAAACAGUUGCCAGUUGUAAUUAGCCCUGCCCUCAAGAAGUAUUCCCGUAGUUCAGCACUGUGUCUGUUUGAAUUAUUUCAGGCCUUCUGUCGGAAGGAAAGUACCAGUGAGCAGAUGAGAACCUUGAUUUCUCAACACCUGCUUCAUGUGGUAAUCAGGUUAUUCUUUAUCAGGAUUACUGUCUUUUAGUUCCCAUUGUUUCAAUGGGCAUUAACAGGAUGCUUUAAAAGCUUCUAAGACAAGAUGCUGUAGCAUUAGUGUACACUGGCACAUAAUUAAUUUUUUUGAAGUUUUAAGAAAAAGUUCAUUUGGGAUUUUAUCCAAAAUUUCCUCACCAGAAGUAACUUUGUUUGCCAAAAAAAGGUCAUUUUAGUAAACUAAUUUUUGAAAACUUGCUUUUUUAUUAAUUUAGGAAGCCCCUAAUUUUUCAAUAAAGGGGAUUUUGUACACAUAACAUGGAUUAUUUAGUUUAACUCUGGCAAAAAACAAUUUUUGUAUGUUGAAAUGUUUGUAUACCAUUCAGCAUAAAACUGUCAUAAGCAUAUUAGCAAAUCAUUUAACAGUAGAGCAUAUUUGAGACUGCUUGGUACUGAAUGUACUUAAAUAUAAUUCAAGAAUCCAGGGACUUGGUAUCAGAAGGUGAUUAGAGCAUAUAAAAAUUUAUCUAGAUUCUUAUUUGAAUCUUAUAGUGUAUUUUUUUGUUACUAAUGAUGAAUGGAGAAAAUCUUAUAAAGUAGCCGAAUGAGAAGCGAAAGGGGAGUGAAACAUCAGAGGAACUGAGGAUAGGAUGGGAGAGUGUCAGUCUGAUAAUGACCCGUAGAGUGGGAAACAUGUCUCACAAUUUGAAAGUGUGCUUUUCUUUCAAAAUCAGUGUCUCUGGGUUGAUAUUUUAAUUGUAAAAAGGCCAAUUCCUUGUAACUUGCAUAUCCUUAGAGGGAAGCACUAGAAAUGACUCUAACCCCACCAGUGAAAAAGCUGCCACUUCUUGAUUGAAAAAAAAAUUUUUUUAACCUUUCGUUUAACUUUUUUUUAAUGUAAAUACAAAUGUAAACCUAUACUUAAUAGAAUUUGCCCCUCUCACCCAAGUGGUAUCACAAAUCAGUGUAAAAUUAGUGAUUCAGAAUGGUCAGUGGGUACAAAUGAUCCCAGGUGGUUGGAGGUGAGCUGGCAUGCAGGGGAUUACAUUGGCUGCAGUGCUGGGGCUGGUUCUGUCAGAUUGUGCGUGCACAACGUCCCAGAGCUGAGAUGGUCUGCAGGUGUCUCUCUGGAUCUCAGUAACUACUGGAUCAGUGUUCUGUUCUUUUAGUGGAAACUUUCAGUUGCUUAAUUCUAUUUGAAGAUUAUUUUUUUUUGUUCUACAUCAUUUAUGUUGUAUUACAACGUAUGUAGAAACAGUAACCUGUGAACUAUGCUUUUCCAUACUUUUAAAAAAUAUAUAUAUAUAUCUAAAUGAAUGCAAUGUGCAUAAAUAUUUUUUAAACACAACAGUAAAACUAUUGCACCUUUCGCUAAUGCCUCUAUUUACUUGCUUUGGCAUAAUGAAUGAGCCAAUGAACCUGUGUCCUGUGGAAAAAUGUAUAAAUGUUAUCUGAUAUUGCUCUUAGAUGUAAUACUAAUUAAUGUUAAAUCACAAAUAAACAGUAUUUUAAAUAUA